Pelobates fuscus (common spadefoot toad) is the source of this 2269-nucleotide messenger RNA. It is a transcript of the gene UXS1, whose product is annotated as UDP-glucuronate decarboxylase 1. Gene Ontology annotation, biological process: D-xylose metabolic process. The record is from RefSeq and is a predicted model, not a curated record. Gene Ontology annotation, cellular component: cytoplasm. Bases 211 to 1476 code for a protein of 421 amino acids. NCBI's taxonomy places the organism in Eukaryota, Metazoa, Chordata, Amphibia, Anura, Pelobatidae. Gene Ontology annotation, molecular function: NAD+ binding; UDP-glucuronate decarboxylase activity. The transcript has 15 exons.
GGCCGCUUUCAUUUUUCUUCCUGGACGGAGAGCCUGGAGCACUCGGGAGAGCAGUACGCAUGCGCGCCGUGUCCGGCCGGCCAGGAACUCACGCUUGGUGCCCCUUGUCGUACAGCUUCCUCUCUGUGCUCGAGGAUAAAGUGUGACCCCCUUAUCGGGCUCGAUGUCCCCGGCGCCGAGCUCGGGCCCCCCAGCGUGCUUCGGCCGGUGAUGGUGAGGAACCGAGUGCAGCGGCUGCUGACUGCAAUCAAUAGGAGGAUGAUGAAGCUGCUCAUUGCACUCGCCCUGAUCGCCUAUGUAGCCUCUGUUUGGGGAAACUUUGUCAACAUGAGCAGGUCAAUUCAGGAAACUGGGGAACAAAAAAUGGAAAAGCAAUUAGAAGAGUUUAUUGCACCUUUGAGGGAGAAGAUACGAGAUUUAGAAAAAAGUUUUACACAAAAAUAUCCACCUGUGAAAUUCUUAUCUGAAAAGGAUCGAAAAAGAAUACUGAUAACAGGAGGUGCGGGAUUUGUGGGCUCCCAUCUCACCGACAAGCUAAUGAUGGAUGGUCAUGAGGUCACAGUUGUAGACAACUUCUUUACGGGUCGGAAGAGGAAUGUGGAACACUGGAUUGGGCAUGAGAAUUUUGAGCUGAUUAAUCAUGAUGUCGUUGAGCCACUUUACAUUGAAGUGGAUCAGAUAUACCACUUGGCAUCUCCUGCAUCUCCUCCAAACUACAUGUAUAAUCCAAUAAAAACGCUUAAAACGAAUACAAUUGGGACAUUGAACAUGUUGGGUUUAGCAAAACGUGUAGGGGCUCGGCUCCUUCUUGCAUCAACUUCAGAAGUAUAUGGAGAUCCUGAAGUACAUCCUCAAAAUGAAGACUACUGGGGACACGUCAAUCCCAUUGGUCCCCGAGCCUGCUAUGACGAGGGGAAGAGAGUGGCUGAAACUAUGUGUUAUGCUUAUAUGAAACAGGAAGGCGUAGAAGUCAGAGUUGCUCGGAUAUUCAAUACAUUUGGCCCACGCAUGCACAUGAAUGAUGGCAGAGUUGUCAGCAACUUUGUGCUGCAGGCUCUUCAGGGAGAAUCUUUAACUGUGUAUGGUUCAGGCUCACAAACAAGGGCUUUUCAAUAUGUCAGUGAUUUGGUGAAUGGUUUGGUGGCUUUGAUGAACAGCAACAUUAGCAGCCCUGUGAAUUUGGGAAACCCAGAAGAGCACACCAUCCUAGAAUUUGCCAGAUUAAUUAAACACCUUGUUGGUAGUGGAGGCGAAAUCACUUUUCUUUCAGAAGCUCAAGAUGAUCCUCAGAGGCGAAAACCAGAUAUCAGAAAAGCUAAAAUGUUGCUUGGUUGGGAACCAGUGGUCCCUCUAGAGGAAGGAUUAAACAAAACGAUCCACUACUUUAGCAAAGAACUUGAAUAUCAAGCGAACAAUCAGUAUAUCCCCAAGCCUAAGCCUGCAAGAAUAAAAAAAGGUAGAACACGACAUAACUGAACACUCCAUUAAGAGGAACUAUCUUGACGGUUUACAGGAUGUAAUUUUUAUUUCUCCUUUUCCCUUUGUUUCUUUUACAAGAAAAAAGAGACUUUUGAGAGGUAUCAUGAAGAAUAAAACUGGAAUUUCCCCUGAAGCUUGCUUUAAAGGAAUGGAUGUGCCUAAAUCAAACCGUGGGGACUGCAAACCUUGCCUUGCACUUUUCAAAUAUGUCUUUCUAUGUCCAGUAGAGUAGAGAACAUCCAGAAGGCACCACAUUUUAUAUAUCUUGCUGUGACUUUGUUUUUGCUGCGAUCUAUGGACAGUUUCCUUCAACCCUGGUGUUUGGGCGGUGGUUAGAUGAGCAUUGGCUUUCGAACCUUUACACACUCCUCCAAGCACAAGGGGUUUAAAUUACUGGUUUCGUCUUGAAGCUGAAGAUACAAGAUAUUGUAAACAGGACAAAAAAAUGCCAAUUUUAUUUAUAUAUGUUUAAAGAAGUGAUGGGUACUUUUAAAUGAGGUGUUAUUCUAUGCAUACAAAGGUUAGCCGUAUUGUCAGGAGUGUUGCACUGACAUCACUAUGUAUAGGUAAGCCCCUUAAGUGGUAUUAAGGGGUGAAGAGCCCGAGAUUUAUGUUGAGAAGCUUUAUAAUUUUUAUUUUUUUGGUUUUAAAUGAUUUUUUUUCUCUCUCAAGGUUUCAGCUAGCUGUACAUUUGAAUUUGAAAGCAGCUAUUAUAAAUAACAAUAUUUUCAAUCACUGCUGUGUUGUUGUGUAACAGAUACAAAAAAAUAAAAUAAGGUAUUAUCAUUUA